AUGACCUUCAACAAUCAAACUACUGCUACAGUGAUAGGUUUCAUUGGCAUCUAUUUGUAUUUUGGUGGUAGAUUUUCUAUUGCCUUGGUAUUAUUUUUCAGUUAUGGGAUUCUUUACACUGAAAAUAAGAAACUUGAAAAUGCUGAUAAUAAGAUAAAACCAGCACAAGAGCCAUUAAAGACAGAGAAGAAGAAACAUGUAUGUAUGUGUGGUAAAAAUGGUGGUGGAUGCGGUGGUAAAUCGAAAUCUGAUACUAAAAAAAAAGGUUGUUGUGGUGGUAAAGGUGGUUGUGGAGGCCUUAAACAUGGCCACAACCAUACACAUAGUGAUAGUUGUGCACGCUCUGAGAAGAAUGAUGAAAACCACUCUAAUACUAAUUCCACACAACAGAAUCCAAAGGAUGUGGAUGAAUUGGCCGUUGAUUUCACAGGUGCUUUCAAUACAGCAGAGAAUUCUCACAAACCGUUAAAAAAAUUACCAAAGAUAGUACCAAAAAGAAUACCAAAACGUUUUAGUGCAGAAAAGAAAAAAAAAUCGCCAACUGAAAAGUCUGAUAGAUUAAUUAAAAGUGCAUUAACUGUUUCCAAUGAAAAAUUAUUGAAGUCGGAUAUUUACAUUUUUUAUAGUUCUUUACAAGGUGCUACUGAAAAGGCUGCUCGAAUUGUUGAAAAUGAACUAAUGAAAGUCACAGAAUUAGAAAAAAAACCAAUCCUAAUGAAUUUGGAUGAGUUAGAUAAUAUUGAUGAUUAUUUUGUAGACGUUCCAACUGAAAAUUCUUUAUAUGUGAUAGUUUUGCCAUCCUAUGAUGUGGAUUGUCCAUUAGAUUAUUUCUUACAAACAUUAGAGGAGAACUUUUAUGAUCAAAGAUUAGAUGCCUACCCAUUACGUAAGUUAGUUGGUUACACAGUAUUGGGAUUAGGUGAUUCUGAAUCAUGGCCAGAAAAAUUCUGUUAUCAAGCCAAGAAGGUAGACCAAUUCGUAGCCAAAUUAGGUGGCAGAAGAGUUUUUCCUGUUGGUAAAAUAUGUAUGAAGACAAGCGGUAAUGAAGAAAUUAAAAGUUGGGCAAAUUUAUUUGGUGAAAUGUUAAAAGAAGACGAACCAAUAUUGUACGAAUAUGAUGAGACAGUUUCAGAUGCAUAUGAUGAGUCCCCUGAUGGAGAGUCAAAUAGUGAUAAUAAUGACAAUGAGCAAUUGGCCGAUGUAGAAGAUCUUGCAGGUUCCGAUUCAAAUAAAUGCUCAAAGAAUAGUUAUGAGAUUAAACAAAUGGUUGCAAAGAAUAGUCCAACGUAUAAAAAUUUAACAAAACAAGGUUAUAAAAUUAUUGGAUCUCAUUCUGGUGUCAAAAUUUGUAGAUGGACCAAGAAUGAAUUGAGAGGUAGAGGUUCCUGCUAUAAGAAGUCUCUUUUCAAUAUUUCGUCAAGCAGAUGUAUGGAAUUGACACCCUCCUUAGCCUGCUCUUCCAAAUGUGUCUUUUGUUGGAGACAUGGAACUAACCCAGUUUCCAAGAAUUGGAGAUGGGAAAUAGAUGAACCAGAAGAUAUACUGGAGAGUGCAUUAAAUGCACAUUAUUCUAUGAUUAAACAAAUGAGGGGUGUUCCUGGAGUCAUGGCCGAUAGAUUUGCUAAUGCUUUUAAAGUAGCACAUUGUGCUUUGUCUCUUGUUGGUGAACCAAUCCUUUACCCACAUAUUAACAAAUUUAUUGAGCUAUUACAUGAAAAGGAAAUUUCUUCGUUCCUUGUUUGUAAUGCACAACACCCAGAGGCACUAAGAAACAUAGGUAAAGUGACCCAAUUAUAUGUAUCUAUCGAUGCACCAACUAAACAAGAAUUAAAAAAAGUAGAUAGACCAUUGUAUAAAGACUUCUGGGAAAGGAUGAUCGAAUGUUUAGAUAUUAUCAAGACUGUUCAAUCUCAUCAAAGAACUGUUUUCAGAUUAACUUUGGUGAAAGGUUUUAAUAUGGGUGAUAUAAGCUCCUACUCUGAUUUAGUAGAGCGUGGAUUACCAUGUUUCAUUGAAGUGAAAGGCGCUACAUUCAGUGGUGCAUCCAAAAAUGAUGUUAAUAGUUUGACCAUGCAAAAUAUUCCAUAUAAUGAAGAAUGUAAAAAAUUUGUAGAAGAUUUUGUGGCUGAAUUGCAGAGACGUAGAUUACCAUAUGAACUAGCUGCGGAACACGCACAUUCUAAUUGCAUUCUGAUUGCCAAUAGCAGAUUUAAGAUUAAUGGUGAAUGGCAUACACAUAUUGCAUUUGAUAAAUUUUUUGAGUUAUUAAAGAAAAGUGAUGAUUUCACGUAUAUGGAUUACUUAGAGAAGACUCCUGAAUGGGCAUUGUAUGGUAACGGUGGGUUUGCACCUGGUAACGAACGGGUCAUUAGAAAGGAAGAAAAAUUGAAAAAGAAAUUACUGAAGGAACAACAAGGAUCUCUCAAAAGUCAAGAAACUCACUAG
Messenger RNA from Arxiozyma heterogenica, 2445 nucleotides. It is a transcript of the gene TYW1, whose product is annotated as putative tRNA 4-demethylwyosine synthase. The record is from RefSeq and is a predicted model, not a curated record. Gene Ontology annotation, biological process: wybutosine biosynthetic process. Gene Ontology annotation, molecular function: 4 iron, 4 sulfur cluster binding; electron transfer activity; FMN binding. NCBI's taxonomy places the organism in Eukaryota, Fungi, Ascomycota, Saccharomycetes, Saccharomycetales, Saccharomycetaceae. Bases 1 to 2445 code for a protein of 814 amino acids. The transcript has a single exon.